UAUUACAAUAUAACAUAACCUCUCAAUCGAGAGUGCCACGGUAUUUUUGACACGUCGUAUGAUGAAUUUAAAUUGACUGAAUUGAUCAGGAAUGCAAAUAUAAUUGAUCGAUGUCCUGCGAUUGAAGGAUCACUACUGAUAAUUUGAGGAUGCUGCAUAAUACGGUGACUCUAUCGCCCCAGGACAUCCUGACCGAGGUUAGAAAAUUUAUCUCCGGCGCCGUGUCCAGGUCUUCCCACAGCGCAAACACGCAAGACGUGACGCGUACGGCCUUGUUUCUGCUGAAAAAUGUGCCCGCGGCAAGGGACGCCGUCCUCGAGUACUUUUGCAGCGUAUUUUUCACCGCGGUGUCGAAAUACGUUCGUCAGAUCGAGACAAAUCAAAAUAUACCGAUACCCGAGGAGGGUAUCAUAGUGGAGAUUCACGCCGUUCUCAGCAGCUUCAUAAAUGGGAACCCAGAAGCUUGGGCACCUAUCAUAUCAGCCUGGUCGUUGGACUUACUCGGCAAAGUAUCCUCCGAUUACUCGAAACGUCGCAAUUUGCCUGUCGACGCUGGCAUCAAUGACUUUCUGCAGCAGUGGAUGUCUUGUCGGGCGACACGAACUCUGAUAGACAUUACGGCGCAAUGUUUGCAAUGCCUCAUGCAUUCCGACACAGAGUCUUGCAUCAAAGCAUUGUUAGACACCAGCGUUCUGCACAGUCCCUAUUUUGAUUGGGUGGUCGCUCAUGUGGGAAGCUGUUUUCCAAAUACUGUGAUUACUAGGGUGCUAUCGUGUGGAUUGAAGGACUUUUGUGCCAUGGGCUACGAGCAUAACGUUAAGAACCCAAAGUUAAAUUCCGUUGUUGGCAUAUUGGGACACUUGGCGGGUAGUCAUUUUCAAGAUAUUAGAAAAGCACUGUUGGAUUUGUUCCAGUGGAGUUUGGAUGAGGAUGUGAAUCUUGAUGAGGAUAUUAAGAAGCAGAAAUUGGCCACAGUGCCUUUCCUUUUGAAUCUAGCCUCGCUUUCGCAGACUCUUUUGAAAGCGAUGACCAACAAUGUGUUACAAACAUUGCGACCCGACAUCAUACCGCGUCUGGCAUUGUUCGCGGCAGAUUGGUGUAAAUACUUUGACAAUCAAUCAGCAGCAUUGAUAGACCUGACUGUGCACUUGAUAUUGGGAUGCGAGCAGGGCGCAUCGCAAAUAAUCAAUAUAUUGCUAGACACGAGUUUGAACACGAGCAAUGUCGGCUAUCACAGCGUUAACGCGGCGCAAAACGUGAAGAACGUUUGUCGGGAGAUUCUGGAGCUGAUUUUACAAGAAAUUGAUCUCUUGCUGAGACGCACGGCGCAGUCCGCCAAUAUCGCUCUUCUGAGUUCUAUCAAACAGGAGAUAUCGUUGAUUGUGCCAAUGUUAUUGAAUUCCAACCCGCUGCGGGUGCAAACGGCUGUUAGACUGUUGUGCUUCCUGAGGAGCCAGAAUCCAAACAUAGUCGUUUUUAUGGCGUCUCAUAUGCUGGUGAAGGCGCCAACAACGUUUCAUCUCGCAGCCCUGAUACGUCUCAUCACCAACAACAUUGUUCUGUUUCCUGCGAACAAAUCUGGAACCGAAAACAUUCUUGCUGGUCACGAUUAUCUUACACAGAUCUUAGAGCAGGCGCUUAGAGAGAUAUACUAUAAAAAUGUCAUAAAUGAGGAGGACUCGAGACAGUUGUUUAAAAAUCUCACUAUAAUGUUGAAGUGGGAGAAAUCGAAUAAAGCGGCGAUAUUACAAUCGAGGAUGAUUACUAGAGCUCUUAGAUCUAAUUUGUAUCAAAUAUCUUCCCUGUUGAUGAGAACCGACAACUUUGAUUUGGCAAACGACAUCGUUAGCCUGUUAGAUCUAUUGAGCACGUCCGAAAAGGAUUAUAUUUUCAAUGUGGAACUCGUGCUGAAAUUGACGAGAGCAGUCAUACAAUAUUUCUUCUUGUCCAUUGCACAAACAAAUAUCAUAAAGAAGGAACAAGGAGUGAAGAUGGUUUGCCACUUAUUGAAGGAUCUGACGUGUUAUUCUCCUUGCGCGCGUGUGUUGGCACUCAGAGAGAUUUUAGAGAAUAGUAUCGAUAACGAGCAGGCAAAGUACUUUGGUGCAAAGGAGAAAUUUGAGCCUCGUUUCGAGGAGACGUCAUUGUUGCAUCAGAAUCAUAAACAAGUGACGAGCACCAUGUUAGCACAGCGACAUUCAUCGGUAUUUCACGCCGGCGUAAUAGGACAUGGUCCGCGAAAAUUACCGCCGGAGAAUUCGAUUAAUAGGGAAACUAUAGCCUUAAACAAAAUGUUGUUAAUAGACGUUAUAAAGGCUUGUUGCAGCAACCAGGAGUCAGAUCGAUACCCCGUCAACUUGGACGCUCUGACGAUGGUCAGUUUGUUGCUGGUCGAAUUGGUGUCCCCCGACGUUAUGUACAAUGGUCUUCCAUGGCCCGACGAAGAGUUUACAAAAGUGACGAUAGAGAGGGAUUUGCAAAUCCGUCGCAAAUUUAAGGAGGUACCUUUACUAUGGACGUUGCUAGAAUUGACCGCCUGGUACAGACCAGCGUUGGCUUAUUGUUCCGUUUUACUGAGAGGCAUCACUGCAACCGUGAUGGCUAAUUGGAAUACGGAGGAAGGCGUCUCGCUCGUCACUAUAAUGGCACUCGGUCAAUUAUUACCGCCUCCAUUGGCGAGUAUUAGGGAUAUUCUACCUGUUUUACAGCCACACCAGAUAAAUACGAUAAUGAGGGAGUGCUUGUGGGCGUACAUGCGCGAAAAUGUGCCGUCUCCGGCGUUAUUCACGCGGAGCGAAGGUGCCAAUAUAGCUUGGAGGGACAUCGACACAUCAUCGCCCAAUGCACGCUUUACAGACACUCUUCGCCUAGUACUGCUGGCAAAUAUUCAUACUUUGGGACCUCUGUAUUCGACAUUAUUUUAUAAUGAAAAUAAGUAAUAUGCAGAGAGAGAGAGAAAGAGAGAGUACAUCUCUGACGAGAUCUAAAUCGAUUUUAAUUAAUGUGUAAUUACAUAAGGCUUGUAAAUACUCUCUUGAUAAAAAUAACACUGUAAUUUGAAAUUGUAUUGUCAUACAUAUACACACAUUUACAUAUAUGU
Molecule: messenger RNA, 3100 nt
Organism: Camponotus floridanus (Florida carpenter ant)
Lineage: Eukaryota; Metazoa; Arthropoda; Insecta; Hymenoptera; Formicidae
Gene: omd
Product: integrator complex subunit 5
Biological process (GO): snRNA 3'-end processing
Cellular component (GO): integrator complex
Source: RefSeq, a predicted model, not a curated record